This is a messenger RNA of Fusarium sp. VM40, 1218 nucleotides long. NCBI's taxonomy places the organism in Eukaryota, Fungi, Ascomycota, Sordariomycetes, Hypocreales, Nectriaceae. The record is from the annotation of a GenBank genome assembly.
AUGACCUCCAUCCUCUGCGGCGUAUGCAUCUUGAGCGUCGUUAUCGCUACUAUCUUCUUGCCUCGGGUCAGUUCAUCUGCAUUGUCUUUUUGUCUUGCCGAUGCAAAUGUACCAUUCAUGGUCCAAGGAUCAGUCGAUUGGAAACGAUCAAUUAGACCUUGGAAUGUAAGGCUGACCUAUACUCCCGCGGCUGUUGCAACCCCACAUACGAUUGAGCAGAUUCAAGUAGCCGUCAAUUGUGGCAUUAAAAACAGAGUACGUGUAACUGCCAAAGGUGGAGGCCACAGUUUUGGGUCAUAUGGUCUUGGUGGUGAAGAUGGACAUCUUGUGAUUGAGCUUCAGCAGCUGAACAAGGUCACUCUGUUCGAGAACGGCACAGCAAGGAUUCAGCCGGGAGCUAGGCUGGGCCAUGUUUCUAGCGAGUUGUAUAAACAAGGCGGUAGAGCUAUCCCACACGGGGCAUGUCCUGGUGUUGGUCUCGCCGGACACGCUCUUCAUGGUGGCUAUGGCAGAGCCUCACGAACUCACGGUCUUACAUUGGACUGGAUGACUGGCGCACGUGUCAUCCUCGCUGAUGGCUCUAUUGUCUUCUGCUCUACCUAUGAGAACUCAGAAUUAUUCUGGGCACUAAGAGGCGCUGGAUCCUCCUUUGGUAUCGUAGCCGAAUUUGAGUUCAAAACCUUUCAGGCACCUGAGCAUGUUACUCCAUUUACCAUUGAACUUCCUUGGAAUGAGCAAGCGGCAUUCGACGCUCUCAGCGCGCUGCAAGACUUUGCUUUGGUCGCUCCACAAACGUUCAACAUGUUUUCCUUCGUGACUGCGACAAGUCAGGUCAUCCAGGGGCUGUAUUUCGGAGACCAGGAUGGUCUCGUCCAUGGUCUGCAGCCUUUACUGGCACGUGUAGACACAACCGUCUCGGAUAUGGAGACUGUGGGAUGGCUCGAGGGGCUUGAGUACUUCGCUGAUGGUGAACCUUUGGACUCAUCCGCUCCCUAUAAAGCACACGGGACCUUCUAUACCAGCAGUCUUACGACACCGGCUCUGACUGAACAGCAAAUCAAGUCAUUAACAACAGCCAUGUUUCGGAAUAUCAAUAAUGCUUCCGCCCGCCACUCGUGGGAAAUCUUCAUCGAGAUGCACGGGGGACCCAACUCAGCAGUGUCCAUGGUUAACUCAUCUGCCACGGCUUAUCCUCACAGAGACAAAGUCAUACUCUGA